Naegleria gruberi is the source of this 1793-nucleotide messenger RNA. RefSeq lists its product as uncharacterized. NCBI's taxonomy places the organism in Eukaryota, Heterolobosea, Eutetramitea, Acrasida, Naegleriidae. Gene Ontology annotation, biological process: regulation of DNA-templated transcription. Gene Ontology annotation, cellular component: nucleus. The record is from RefSeq and is a predicted model, not a curated record. Bases 319 to 1659 code for a protein of 446 amino acids. The transcript has 2 exons. Gene Ontology annotation, molecular function: DNA-binding transcription factor activity, RNA polymerase II-specific; RNA polymerase II cis-regulatory region sequence-specific DNA binding.
AAACAAAUAACAUCACACCCUGAAGCGAGUGCUAACAACGAACAGCCUUGUUUUCCGAAGCCUUUGAAAACUUAUUCUCCCCAACACCCAAUAAUUGCUACAGGCUGAUCCAUCCUAAGAUAAAUUCUAUUAGGUGUUAUCACUCUACCAAUUAAUUCAAUCUACCCUUUUAAUUUAUUAUCCACUUUAUCGCGAGACGUCUCUCUUACACACACAAGUCCAAAGCCUUGAUUGCGAGAUACCAACCAACAACACCCAACCAACCUACACAACCGAAUUUCCUCAUCAUCCAAAACAAUAUAUUCACUAACAAAGAAAAUGGUCGAAAAGAAAGCUGCUAGUCGUAAGAAUUCAAACGGAAGCUCCCUCUUCACUGCUGAAGAUGAUCAAAAACUUAUCGAAGGCUACAGAAAGUAUGGUAACAACUGGAAGGACAUUUCCAAAGAGUAUUUUAAUGGUAAAUUCAAGACUAACCAAUUGUUCCAACGUUAUAAGAGAGUCCUUGUUGCUAAGGACAAGGAAAGUACCUGGUCAAAGAAUGAAGACAUUGAACUCCUUUCAGUCUAUCAUCACUUUGAAGGAUCAUGGGUUCAAAUGAGCAAGAAGUAUUAUAUUGACACAAGAACUGAUAACCAACUUUCAAAUAGAUGGGCUAGUUUAAAGAAGAGUUGUUGUUUGAUUGAUACUUUUGCCAAGUUGAAACCUACUGUCAAGAAGGAUCUCUACAAUUUAUAUAAGAAAGUUAGAAAGGCUGAUGGUCCUGAUGCUAUUAAGAAUACAAAUUAUACCGAUAUUGUCGAAAUUCCAGACGAUUCAUUCCCAAAGAUUUACCUUGGUGAAGGUAGAAAGGUUCAAAAAGAAGGAUCAAAGAAGAGAAAGUCAACCAAGAAAUCAACUGAAACAAUUGAAUCACCAAAGAAGAGAAAGUCAAAUACUAAGGAUGCUUUCAUAGUUGAAGAAGAAGAGGAAGAAGAUAACUCAUCUGUUUCUUCAUCUGAAGAAGAUAAUACUUCUGAAGAAGCUCCACUUCGUGUUAUUCCAACAAGAAGAUCUCAACGUGUAAAUUAUUCCAAGAUGCUCAGUGAUGAAGAAGAAGAAGAAAAGCAAUCAUCACCUGAAGAUGAAAAGCCUCAUCUCUCUGCAGAUCAAAUCCAAUGGCUCAAGGCUCAAAAGUGUCCUGCCAAGAGACAAUCAUCAUCAAGCACUGCUCCAUUUACUUUUGAUCUUGCUUGUGAUGAACAUCUUGAAAACACUGUUACUCAACAACCACAACCAGUCCAACAACCACAACAAACUGUAUCUGUACAACCAUUGGCCAUGCCAACCAAGCAAAUCCAAUACACAGUUGUUGAAAAUCAUGAUUUUAACUUGGACUUUAACGAAGAUGAAUUCCUUGAAAUUGAAAGAUUUAUUGGUGCUCCAUAUAGCCACUACGAACAAGAAAGAACCAUCUCUAUUGAAGAUAUUGUUAAUCAAACAAGAAGCAUUAAGGAAUUUUUCGAGCAAACAAAACCAACUCCAAAGGUUGAAGAAGAACAAAAUCUAUUCGACUUUAAUAUGACAGAUUUUGGUGAAGAUGGUCUUGACUUGUUUGAUUUCUCCAAUCCUUCAAGAGCUCCAAAGUCUCCAUUGUUAUUUGAAGAUGGUUUGGACUUUUAAAUCUUGAUCAUCAAUUUUGCCUUCCGAAUCUCUCCCACACAAAUCUAACGAUUGUACUACCCUAAGCUUUUUUACUGUACCAGAAAUAUGUACAUAACAUCAAAUCAUUACUAAUUUAUAAACACAAAUCUCUU